Messenger RNA from Phytomonas sp. Hart1, 294 nucleotides. Lineage: Eukaryota; Euglenozoa; Kinetoplastea; Trypanosomatida; Trypanosomatidae. The record is from the annotation of a GenBank genome assembly.
AUGUCGGUGGUGCUGAUGGCGAUGAUGAAGAACUCGCAUGCACAACUCUCGCCCGAUCUUUCACCUCCUCACACUGCUCCGGGGAUGCAAUGGAUUCGUCAAAAAUACACGAUCUUGAUCGAUAACGCUUCCAUGGUAGUAGAUUUGCAUGCGAGUCUGAUUGAACAUUAUCGCUCUCUGUAUUUCGCAGAAGUUCUCGUGGCUGUGCCCACCAUUCCCGCUCCAUGGUGCAGCGAAGUGCCUCAGCUUCCUUCUCCUUCCCUGCUAUUUUGGUGUAUGCCAUCUCCAAUUUAG